UAGCAUGAGGCUGUUAGUCACUUACUAGUGUUACCCUCGGGGGCUCGACCAUGAAAUCCCCCCAUUCAGCCUCCCCAUGGACCCGGGGAACUUUUAAGGCAGGGGCUGCCGCUGCUUCCCCUUGAUCUGCCUGCUCCCUUCGCUUCCCCCCGCCCCAUCAUCUAUCCCGGGUUCCUUAAUAAUCAUUAUUAAUGUUACUAGCCGGGCAUGUGAAGCCCCCCAGCUGCAUCAUGCGAGCAACCUGCACUUUGCUGCUGCGCCAACUUAGCCUCCUCCUCCUGCUGCUGCUGCUGGAGCCCUCUGCGGGAUCGGGCCCCUUCGCCUCCUCCAGCGACCCCCGUGCUCGGACCCAGCUCAGCGGAGCCACCACGCCGGCCGCGGGGCCGCAGGGUUCUUCCAGCCGGGGCGUCUCUGCAGCCGCUGCUGCGGCGGCGGCGGCUGCUUCCCGGCUGCCUCCCUGGGAGAGGGAGAGCUCCGUGCCCUGGGCGCCGCCAGUGUCCGGCAGCACCUCGGAGCCGGCGGCGGGAGGACACACCAGCAGCCCGGUCAUUGGAAGCAGCUAUCAGACACUUAGAAGUUCAGAUAUUGAAAUGAGGACUUCCAGGUCUCCUACGGACAAUAUGGAGACACUGACUACAUUCUCCAGAAGUGGAGAGAGGACGUUGCUGUCUGUAACAAACAGUGCCAUGUCUACAACUGCAACAGAAAGCACCACCUCUUAUACAGAAAUGAUCAGUUCUGCAGAUUUAACCCAACAGUCCUCUUCUGUAGAGCAGAACAGAAGAAAUAGCUCCUCAAGUGACAUGUAUUUCACUAAGCCUGGAACGGAGCCUUUGAUUGUACAUUCUUCUGAGAUACCCACCUAUUCAUCUUCACAAAGUGAUCCUCCUGCCAUUGGAAGCAGCCACGAGACAGCUAGCAUCUGGGAUACGGAAAAAAAGACUCCUAGUUCUCAUACUGAUAGUAUGUACAUUUCGCCUACAUUCCGCAGAGGUGGGGAGAGGACAAUACAGUUGCUAACAAACAGCAUCACUUCGACUGAUUCACUAAAAAGCACCACUUCUCAUACAGAAAUUGCCAUGUCUUCAGAUCUAUCCCACUCCUCAGCUUCUAUAUCGUGGACUGGAGGAAGUAAUAGAUCAUCAACUAUCGCUGCUCUCCCUGAGUCUUCAACAGGGCCUUUACUUAUAUAUUCCCCUUUAAAGAGUGGUCUCCCAGCCAUUGAAAGUAGCCAUCAGCCAACUAACGGCUCAGAGAAAAAUAUUGCCAGUUCUCACAUUGCCAGUACGUACAUUUCAACUACAUCCACCAGAGCUGGAGCAGGGAUGUUACAAGAUCUCAUAAACAGCAGCAGAUCUUCUAAUGCAACAGGAAACUCUACUUCUGGUACUGAAAUGUCCAGCUCUUCGUAUUUAACCCAGUCGUCAUCUAUAUCUUCUAUAGCACUGACCAGUGGAAUUCAUAUCUCAUUGGCUGCCACAGAGUUCACAGAGCCUUCAACCGACCCUUUGCUUACACAGUCUCAUUCUGCUUCAGAAACUGUUUCCAAAGCCAUUGGAAGUAGCCACCAGCCAAUUAACAUCUCAGCUACAGAAAAAAGGACUUCUGAUUUGUAUACCACCAGUACAUACAGUUCAACAUCAUUCACGAGAGGUGGAGAGAGGACGUUAAGGUCUCUAAUGAACAACAGCACAUUACCUGAUGUAGCAGACAGCUCCACUUCUGACUUAGAAAAUACCAAGUCUUCAGAUUUACCCCAGCCCUCGUCUCCUGUAGCACAGGUUGGAGGAAGUAAUAUCUCAUCAAGUGACUUGACUGAGCCUUCCACAGAGUCUUUGUUUACACAUUCUUCCAAGAUCCCAAGUUAUUCGUCUUCCCCAAAUGAUCUUGCAGCUAUAGUAAGUAGCAACCAACCAGUUAGCAUCUCAGCUACAGAAAAAAGAACUUCUGAUUUACAUACCACCACUACAUAUAUUUCAACAACAUUGCUCAAAGGUGGUGAGAGGACAUUAAGAUCCCUAACGAACGGCAAUGUAUCACCUGAUGCAGCAGAAAGCUCCACUUCUAAUUUAGAAAAUACAAAGGCUUCUGAUUUAACCCAGGCCUCAACCUCUGUAACACAGGGGGGAGGAAGUAAUAUCUCCUCAACUGACUUCACUGACCCUUCAACGGAGGCUUUGCUUACACAUUCUUCCAAGAGCUCAAGUUAUUCGUCUUCUCCAAAUGAUCUUGCAGCUAUUGGAAGUAGUCACCAACCGGUUAACAUCUCCACUACAGAAACAAGGACUUCUGAUGUGCAUACUUCCAGUACCUAUAUUUCAGUGACAUUCACCGGAGCUUCAGGGAGGAGCUUAACGUCUCUAACAAACAGCAGCACAUUGCCCGAUGCAGCAGAAAGCUCCACUUCUAACUUAGGAAAUAUCAACUCUUCAGAUUUACCCCAGCCCUCGUCUGCUGUAGCACAGGCUGGAGGAAAUAAUAUCUCAUCUAGUGACUUCACUGAGCCUUCCACGGAGCCUUUGCUUACGGAUUCUUCCAAGAUCACAAGUUAUUCGUCUUCCCCAAAUGAUCUUGCAGCUAUUGGAAGUAGUCACCAACCGGUUAACAUCUCCACUACAGAAACAAGGACUUCUGAUGUGCAUACUUCCAGUACCUAUAUUUCAGUGACAUUCACCGGAGCUUCAGAGAGGAGCUUAACGUCUCUAACAAACAGCAGCACAUUGCCCGAUGCAGCAGAAAGCUCCACUUCUAACUUAGGAAAUAUCAACUCUUCAGAUUUACCCCAGUCCUCGUCUGCUGUAGCACAGGCUGGAGGAAAUAAUAUCUCAUCUAGUGACUUCACUGAGCCUUCCACGGAGCCUUUGCUUACGCAUUCUUCCAAGAUCCCAAGUUAUUCAUCUUCCCCAAAUGAUCUUGCAGCUAUUGGAAGUAGCCACCAACCAAUUAGCAUCUCAGCUACAGAAACAAGGACUUCUGAUUUGCAUACUUCCAGUACCUAUAUUUCAAUGACAUCCAUCAGAGGUGAAAAGAGGACAUCAAGGUCUCUAACCUACAGCAGCACCUUGCCUGAUGUGACAGACAGCUCCACUUCUUACUUAGAAAAUACCAAGUCUUCAGAUUUACCCCAGCCCUCGUCUCCUGUAGGACAGGCUGGAAGAAGUAAUAUCUCAUCAAGUGACUUCACUGAGCUUUCCACAGAGUCUUUGUUUACACAUUCUUCCAAGAUCCCAAGUUAUUCGUCUUCCCCAAAUGAUCUUGCAGCCAUGGAAAGUAGCCCCCAACCAAUUAGCAUCUCAGCUACAGAGAAAAGGACUUCUGAUUUGCAAACCACCAGUAGUUACAUUUCAACAACAUUCACCAGAGGUGGAGAGAAGACGUUCAGAUCCCUAACAAACAGCGGCACAUCACCUGAUGCAACAGAAAGCUCUACUUCUAACUUAGAAAAUACCCAGUCUUCAGAUUUACCCCAGCCCUCAUCUCCUGUAGUAGAGAGUGGAGGAAGUAAUAUCUCAUCAAGUGACUUCACUGAGCCUUCGACGGAGCCUUUGCUUACACAUUCUCCCAAGGACCCAACUCCUUCGUCUUCAUCAAAUGAUCUCGCUGGAGUUGGAAGUAGCCAUCAAUCGGUUACAAUUUCAGAUAGAGAAAAAGAGAUUUCCAGUUCUCCUACUCAUAGUACGUACGUGUCAACAACAUUCGCCAGAGGUGGGGAGAGGACAUCCCAAUCUCAAACUCACAGCAGCACAUCGACUGCGGCAACAGAAAUCUCCACUCAUAAUAUAGACGCGGCUGAGUCUUCAGAUUCAACCCAGUUCUUAUCUUCUGUAUCACAGGCUGGAGGUUUCAAUAUCUCAUCAAGUGAUGCCGAUUUCAUGGAGCCUUCCACCGAGCCUUUGCUUACCGAUUCUUCCAAGAGCUCAACGUUGUCUUUACCCAAUGAUACAACCUCCGUUGGAAGUAACCAUCAGUCUCUUAGCAGCUCAAACACCGAAAAAAGUCCUUAUACUGACAGUAUGUACAGUUCAGCUACGUUAACCGGAGGUGGAGAAAGGACGUCACAAUCUCUGACAAAUAGCACAUCUACCCAUACAACAGAAAGCUCCACUUCGUAUACAGAAAUUGCCAAUUCCUCAGAAUUAAUUCUGUCACCUUCAAUGGCAGAGACUAGAGGGACGAGUAUGUCAGCAAAUGAUAUGGAUUUCACUGGGUCUUCAACUGAGACUUUCUUUAUACGUUCUUCCAAGAUACCAACUGACUCUUCUUUCCAAAAUGAUCCUUCAAGCAUUGCAAGUAGCCAUCAACCAGUUAGCAGCAUCGACACUGAGAAAAGGACCUCUGUUUCUCGCACUGACAGCAUGUACAUUCAAACCACAUUCAGUAGAGGCGGAGACAGGACGUUACUGUCUAUAUCAAAUAACAGCACCUCUGCCGAAUCAUCAGAAAGUUCCACUUUUUAUGCAGAAAUUUCCAACUCUUCAGAUUUAGCACAAUCCUCAUCUUUUAUGGCUCAGAGCAGAGGAAGUAACGUAUCAUCAACUGACGGGGAUUUAAUUGCUCCAUCUACAGAGCCUUUGCUUGUACAUUCUUCCAAAAUGCCAACUUACUCUUCUACAGUCAUUGUACAAAAUGCAACUCUGUUUUUCACUGGCACUGAAUCGUCGCCAACUGGCAGCUCAUCAUUAUCUUCAUCAGUAUUUCCAUCCUCUUCCUCGGUGUCAUCAUUACAUCACUUGCUUUCAUCAACGCCAUCGCCACCUCAUUCAUUUGCAUCAUCAGAGUCAUCUCCACCAUCCUCUUCAUCGGUGAUACCAUCAUCGUCACUCCCACCACCAUCUUUGUCGUCAUCUUUAUCCACCUCCUCGUCAGUUGAAUCAUUUCCUUUAUUACCAUCCUUAUUACCUUCAUUUUCUUCAGCAUCUUCACCAUCACACGCUGGUGACAGUUUUCAAACCAGCAGGUCCAUGGUUACAUCAGGAGGGACAGACACAAUGGAGCCAUCGACUGCUGUGUUCUCUGGAAGUACACCCAGACAGUACAGCAAUCACAGCAGACCACACCAGUUGAAAGAGAGCACUAGUUUCAAAACCACAGGACCACUUCCUCUUCAGACUGAACCUAUGGAACAGCUCAGCAGUCGCUCUUCAUCCACAUCAGCUUCUGCACUUGUAACAGCGAGCUCUGCAGGAGGAACCUUCACUUCCAGUGGGGACCAUUUUGAAAAGACAACUUUGCUUCUGACAACAGCUGCUCCAAGUCUGAGCAAGGAUACCCAACACACUGAGAUGGCAAAAGCAUCGACCAGUAUCUUGCCAAAUACGACAAGUCAAAGGGAUGUGUUCCCUGCAGCGGAAUUAACAACAGGGAAAACAGUUACACUGUCAACAGACAUGACUUUUGGACCACAGCAUUCUGUGCCAACUACAGAUCAUUCUAUUACUACGAAAACUCGCAGAGUUCAAACUGCUGCUACCACGACACUGGCCUACGUAACUGGAGUAACUACAAAAUCAAUGGAAACUAGCACUGCAACUAGCAUUAAAAUCACCGAAGAAAAUAUCCCAGCUACACAUCCUUCCAAAACAUCUUCCUCGAGCAAAACCACUGCAGGGUUUUCCACCACUUCAGCAGCAGCUACCAAACCAACUACUGUUGCUCUGUUCAGUCGCACAAGGGCAUUAGUAACUACUUCUCAUACAACAGUCAAUGUCUGCACCACAAACCCUUGUCUGCAUGAUGGAAAAUGUGUUAUUAAUGGUGUUAUGGGCAAAUAUCAGUGCAAGUGUUCACCAGCCUGGCAAGGAGAAGACUGCAGUGAAGAUGUGGAUGAAUGUCUUUCUAAUCCAUGCCCAGAUUUGGCCACAUGUAAUAAUACUCAGGGCUCCUAUGUCUGCAAAUGUCCUCUUGGAUACCGGCUAGAAAAAGGAAAAUGCAAUUUAGUAAGAACAUUUGUUGAUCAAGUUGCACUGAAACUGAACACUACUCAUGGGAAGUAUUCUGAACUCCCUCGAAUUGAAGAUGAAAUAAUAACAAUGCUGAACAUGUCUCUUUCAACGUUACCUGGCUAUUACAACUCAGUGGUUAAAGCUGCAAGGGAGUCCAGUUCUGUCCGAGUUUCAGUCCAAACCACCUUUUCUUUAACAUCUAACGUGACGCUCCUUGACAUUUGUAGAAGUGUACAAAGCUACAUCAGUGCUUGCAAAACUCCUGCUGAAACCUGCCAGUUCAUCUCCAACCUUACGCUGCUCCACAGAGUUGGCGGUUUGUGUAAACAGAAGGACCCUGAAUGCGACAGAGAAACUUCGGAAUGCACCGACCAGGAUGGCAUUGCAGUCUGUCAGUGCAAGAGUGGAUACUUUAAAUACAAGAAGAUAGAUCAUUCCUGCAGAGCUUGCGAAGAUGGAUAUAGGCUUGAAAAUGAGACCUGUGUGAGGUGCCCAUUCGGCUUGGGGGGAUUGAACUGUAGAAACCCGUAUCAGCUAAUCACCGUGGUGAUUGCAGCUGCAGGAGGGGGACUUCUGCUUAUCCUGGGGAUAGCACUGAUCAUCACUUGCUGCCGGAAGAACAAAAAUGACAUUAGUAAACUCAUCUUCAAGAGUGGGGAUUUCCAAAUGUCGCCAUAUGCCGAGUACCCCAAGAAUCCUCGAGCACAGGAGUGGGGCAGAGAGACCAUAGAAAUGCAAGAAAAUGGAAGCACUAAAAACCUGCUGCAGAUGACGGAUGUCUAUUAUUCGCCGACUGGUCUAAGAAACGCGGAACUGGAAAGAAAUGGACUUUAUCCUCCCUACACUGGUUUACCUGGAUCCAGACAUUCAUGCAUCUACCCUGGACAAUAUAACCUAUCCUUUAUUAGUGAUGAAACCAGAAGAAGAGACUAUUUUUAACAUAAUUGUGUGGGAGUGGAAGAUCAACAUAGAUACGUGUCCUUGUUUACCAGGUACACGCUGUCACAUGACAGUUCAGCUGAUACCAGUCUUAAUCUUAACAUACAGGAAGGACUUUGAACUCAAAAGAACACAGAGCACUGCUGCCUUGAAAACCCAUUUGUAGUUGUUGAGUAGCGAAGAUGGAGGGGAAGAAUGAGCCAAUAUGCAGAUCUGUAAAAGACCCAGGUGGAAGUUUAUGGAAGUUAACUUAUGCACUCCACUUUUAUCUUCGCCAUUGACGUCACAUAACAUGAAUUUGUUAAUAGAUCAGUACGGACAGACUAACUGUUGCCUGCACUCUAAAAUGAAUACCACUAGGGAGUGUUUUGUUUACAGAUAUUGUAAAAUUACAGGUAUUGGUCUGACUGCUGUGUGUUUCCUCUUGGCCAACUUUUAUGCAAAGAUGCACUGUGUGCUCUUUUUGGGUAGGAAGUGUAUGUUCAUUUCAGACCCUUCUCUGCCUUUCCAUGUUGUGAUCUGCUUCCUAUGCAACAAGGGAGCUGGAUUGCCCACUAAAUAUUAGUUUUCUUUA
This is a messenger RNA of Trachemys scripta elegans, 7455 nucleotides long. It is a transcript of the gene HEG1, whose product is annotated as heart development protein with EGF like domains 1. The transcript has 24 exons. Bases 192 to 6881 code for a protein of 2229 amino acids. Gene Ontology annotation, molecular function: calcium ion binding. The record is from RefSeq and is a predicted model, not a curated record. NCBI's taxonomy places the organism in Eukaryota, Metazoa, Chordata, Testudines, Emydidae. Gene Ontology annotation, biological process: heart development.